Molecule: messenger RNA, 1415 nt
Organism: Sinocyclocheilus grahami
Lineage: Eukaryota; Metazoa; Chordata; Actinopteri; Cypriniformes; Cyprinidae
Product: neuronal pentraxin-2-like
Exons: 6
Coding region: 97-1146 (349 amino acids)
Source: RefSeq, a predicted model, not a curated record
GUGUCGCUCUUGUAAGCGCAGCAGCAGCAGCAUUCAACACAGUAUUACUUUGGCAUUAUUGAACCUCUCCGCGCGCCUUUACUACAUCGCUCCAAAAUGCUUCAUCUGCUCGCCGGACUCAUAUGCAUCUAUGCACCGACGUGUGUAAAAGUUGCAUAUGGACAGAAUGAAAAAGGUGAGCGCUUUCUAUGUACUGCAGUCCCCAUUGACAAGGAUACAAGUUGCCCCGUGCAGUCUCUGCCUGUUCAGAGCGCAUCGGUCCAGGAGAGAAAUCAACAGCAAAUGCGAGCCAAUAUCUCUGGUGCCUCCUUUCCUAAUGAGCUGAGAAAUCUACUGCAGCGUAGACUGGAGGACUUGGAAAAUCAACUGCUCAAGAAGGUCAGUGAGCUUGAGGAAGAAAAGUCCCAGCUAUAUAAUGAGACCGUCGCUCAUCGCCAGCGCACUGACAGUACUCUCAACUCUCUCAUGAACAGGAUCUCUGAACUGGAGAAAGGAGGAGCUGGGUUUAAAUCACCAGAGAAUUUCAAGAUCUCUCUUCCUCUUCGCACAAAUUACCUUUUUGGACAAGUAAAGAAAAGCCUGCCAGAAAUGUACGCCUUCACUAUCUGCAUGUGGCUGAAGUCAGGUUCGAGCCCCGGCAUUGGAACCCCGUUUUCCUAUGGAGUGCCUGGACAGGCAAAUGAGAUUGUACUGAUCGAAUGGGGCCAUAACCCUAUAGAACUGCUCAUCAAUGACAAGGUGGCACAACUACCUCUAUCACUGAGCGAUGGGAGGUGGCACCAUAUCUGCAUCACUUGGACUACCAGGGAUGGGCUUUGGGAAGCCUACCAGGAUGGCCAAAGAUUGGGAUCAGGAGAAAAUCUGGCCCCCUGGCACCCUAUCAAGCAGGGAGGAGUCCUCAUCCUGGGCCAAGAGCAGGAUGUAGUAGGGGGGCGCUUUGAUGCAACCCAGGCCUUUGUGGGGGAACUGAGCCACUUUAAUAUCUGGGAUCGGGUCCUGCGCUCCACGGAUAUCAUUGCCAUGUCAAACUGCUCAUCCUACAUGCCUGGGAAUGUGGUGGCCUGGACUGACAGUAACAUUGAAGUGUUUGGUGGAGCAUCAAAGUCGCCGCUGGAGCUAUGCGAAGAUCGGCUAUUUGACAAUUAAAGGUGUUUGCGGAUAUUAGUGAACGAUAUUAAAGGGACAGUUCACCCAAAAAUGAAAAUUACCCAAUGAUUUACUCACCCUCACGCCAUCAUUGGUGUGUAUGAAGUUCUUCUUUCAGAAUACAAAAAGAGUUUUUGUCUGAAAGAAGAAAGUUAUAUACACCUAGGAUGGCUUGAGGAUGAGUAAAUCAUGGGGUAAAUUUCAUUUUUUGGGUCAACUAUCCCUUUAAAUCCUUUUUAUCCUCAAAAAAGAUUCAUCACUUAAACAAA